UUCAGCACGUGAAUCUCGUCGGCAACAUCUUUGCCUCGAUUCGCUGUCAGACAUUUGGCUUGUGGCCUAUCAGUUCGGGACAGAACAAGACCAGUAUUUUCACACCUAGCAUGGCUCAGUUUGCACGGUGUUUUUCCACCACUGUGCGACGCUUAAACAAUGCAUCCGCCUUAGAAGCUUGCUCCGAGAUAUUCGCGCGAUUCGGCGACAAACCAAUAUCAGUCCGCAAGCAGUUGCUGGAUGCCAAUCAAUUGCACCUUCUAAACAUCACUCUUGGCCGCUCGCCCACCUCGACGCAAGCACCAGCGAACGGAACUCCUAUUCCUGCCGGGUAUCAUCUGGUUUAUUUCACGCCAUCCAUCUUGGAAGCAGAGUUGGGUGUAGAUGGUACCGACAGGACUGUAAACCCACUCUGUCCAUUUACGCGUCGUAUGUGGGCAGGUGGGGAAUUACAAUGGACUCAGGAUGAAUCAUUGCUACUUCGCGUCGGGCAAGAAGUCCAGGAAACAACGAGGAUGCUGUCAGCUGAACCCAAGAAGCUCAAAUCUGGCGGCGAGAUGUUGGUCGUCGGAGUUGAGAAAACAUUCGAGAACGACAAAGGCGUUGCACUCAUUGACAAGAGGAAUUGGGUUUUCCAGAAAGAGAUCACCGCUCCGAAAGCGCCGCCGCCACUACCAGAGACCAAGCCUCUACCAGAGGGCGACAUCACGCGGGAUGUCAAACAGACUUAUACUUCACUGUUCCGCUUCUCGGCAUUGACGUUCAAUGCGCACAAAAUUCACUAUCUACCUGAAUGGUGUAGGGAAGUUGAAGGGCACCGCGACGCAGUGGUCCAUGGACCCUUAAACUUGAUCAAUAUGCUUGAUUUAUGGCGUGAUACUGCGAGAAACGAGGAAGACGUUGCAUUGCCCGCAUCAAUAUCUUACAGGGCCAUGAAUCCCUUGUACGUGAAUGAGCAGUACCGGAUACUGCUGCAGAAGGAUAACAACCAGUGGAACACGGAAAUCUGGGACAGCUUUGGUAAACAGAGCAUGAAAGGGCACAUUAUCUCGUAGUUUCAAAACAUCUGUGGAAACAAUAUCAAAA
Paraphaeosphaeria sporulosa is the source of this 1086-nucleotide messenger RNA. RefSeq lists its product as uncharacterized. The transcript has a single exon. Lineage: Eukaryota; Fungi; Ascomycota; Dothideomycetes; Pleosporales; Didymosphaeriaceae. Gene Ontology annotation, molecular function: (3R)-hydroxyacyl-[acyl-carrier-protein] dehydratase activity. The coding region runs from base 111 to 1055 and encodes 314 amino acids. Gene Ontology annotation, cellular component: mitochondrion. The record is from RefSeq and is a predicted model, not a curated record.